Molecule: messenger RNA, 847 nt
Organism: Gigantopelta aegis
Lineage: Eukaryota; Metazoa; Mollusca; Gastropoda; Neomphalida; Peltospiridae
Product: protein TsetseEP-like
Exons: 4
Coding region: 78-692 (204 amino acids)
Source: RefSeq, a predicted model, not a curated record
GUUUGGAUUCGUAGAACGUCAUUAAUAAUUGCUAACGCCAAUUUCAACAUCCUGCAACUAGCAGAAAGGAUAAAGGUAUGAUCCUUUUACGUGCACUUAUUGGAGUUGGUACACUCUUGGUUCUGGGUGUGGAUUUCACGAACUCUCAACGAAUUCCCAGUCCUGCUCCAAACACAGAAUACAGUCCUGUUCCAUGGCCAGAACCUAGUCCAGGUCCAAGGCCAGAAUAUAGUCCUGUUUCUUGGCCAGAACCUAGUCCAGCUCCGAAGCCAGAUACUACUCCAGCUCCAAAGCCAGAUACUACUACAGCUCCAAAGCCAGAUACUACUACAGCUCCAAAGCCAGAUACUACUACAGCUCCAAAGCCAGAUACUACUCCAGCUCCAAAGCCAGAUACUACUACAGCUCCAAAGCCAGAUACUACUACAGCUCCAAAGCCAGAUACUACACGAGGUCCAAAGCCAGAUACUAGUUCCGGUCCAAAGCCAAAUACUACUACGGGUUCAAAUCCAGAGAAGCAGACUGGAGGCUUAAAUGCAGGAUUUGUAGUGCUAAUAGCGGUUGUAGUUGUGGUGGCUGCUGCCAUUCCUGCGGCGUUGUUAAUUCGCAAGAGAAGGAAAAGCCGUGCGAAUCGCAAAGACGAUACAGUGCCGUUGGACGAAAAUGAGAGCGCACAAGUGAAAGAUUUUUGAUAAAACUGUCUUUACUUACAUGGAAAUUAGAUAACUCUAAUGAGACAAGAAAAAGGUAAUUUGACAGCACUGAUUAGACAGAAGAGGAAAACACGAACAAGAACCCUGUCUACAAAAUGUUGAACAAAUGAAGCAAAAAACGUUUAUAUUUACAA